CGGAUUUUGCCUGUCUAGCAGAUUCAAAGAAAACUUCAAGGAAAUUCUUGUGGUGCCACUUGUUGAUUUUGGAAGCCUGCGUCAGGACUAUUGAAUGUUUAGUAGCGCGGGCAGUGAGUAGGCAUUCGAUGUUGGAGUUCCCAUGCUGCUUGACAUGCCUGUUGGUUAAGGUGUAUCGGCGUUAUGCUACGUGCGGUUCAGGCGCGAGGGAGAUUACUUCCCCCUGUUCCUGUCCCUCACAUUCAGAAGUAACUGAAUGCCACCUCUAGUCAAUCCGAGAACCAUAAAAAGAAAGAUCAUGAAUGAAUAAUCAAACAGUCAAUCGCCCAAGUCGCCAUCUACAUUCAACUCACUUUUCGACCACUUUAUAUCGACUCAGAACCUAUAUAUCCCCAAGUUCGAACAUGCCUGGAUCUGAGAAAGAGGCGAUUACAAACGUUUCACAGGAAGAUUGUGAACGCAAGGGUUCCGUCGGAGACGGCCCGCCUGCAGAAGUGCCAAAAGUAGGCCUAGAAGACUUUCCCAACGCAGUUUCCGCUUCAGUCGGCCUUUUCUCUGAGACGGACAGCUGUCUCAGGCUCACCACCACUGACGGUCACAAUGGCAUUGGGUUGGCUUCUGGCAUCGGAGAGGGAUUCGUCUUGGCGGGAGGAACACUGGGGUAUAGUUCUUGGGACGUAUUGAUGUCAGACAAGAGCUCAUUCGUCAUCGCCGCCGCCAAUGUUGACGGUCUGGUGGUUACCUUCAUGGCCAAUGGCUCGGCUCAGGCCGUCUUCGUUGGCGGUGGGAUUGGCGAGGAUAUUUCCGGAGGCUAUGGCUAUGUUUUCACCUGGGCAUGAGUACUGUAGGUUCAAGGAUACCAAGAUAGUUUUUUAUCACGUCAGUCCUUGCUCGCAAUGGCUGGGAUGAUGUUCCCUCUCGGUUAUUGAAAUACUAGCAAAGCUGCUGCGAAAAAAAUUAUUUGAACACACGAGGUUACAUCAUGAGGAUUCACUUCAACGCUGAAUCACACUGUUAACAUU
Suillus paluster is the source of this 1022-nucleotide messenger RNA. RefSeq lists its product as uncharacterized. Lineage: Eukaryota; Fungi; Basidiomycota; Agaricomycetes; Boletales; Suillaceae. The record is from RefSeq and is a predicted model, not a curated record. Bases 303 to 839 code for a protein of 178 amino acids. The transcript is spliced from 6 exons.